AUGUUGGACGCAUCACUGCACUCCCCACAAAAACGUGUGGAAACUGACCCUCCUGAUAGUAAUCAUUUGUUACACGUGCUGUGGCAUCUGGACAUAUUCCGACGCAGCUUCCGUGAGCUCACCGGUCACGCUUGCCUCGGACCAUCGUGCAUUUUUUGCGCUUUAAAAUUAGAAAGGUGGGAGAACAAUGAACCAAAUUUGACCACUAGCGCACUAUCGAGAAGAGAGAACGUGACCUCGGUUCGGGCGGGCACCACUGACCUUUGCGAACAAUAG
This is a messenger RNA of Diatraea saccharalis (sugarcane borer), 276 nucleotides long. The record is from the annotation of a GenBank genome assembly. Lineage: Eukaryota; Metazoa; Arthropoda; Insecta; Lepidoptera; Crambidae.